UUGAAUCUGCACUCUGUGUUUGACUGACAAUGGAUAUAGAUUCUGAAAUUGCAGAUAUAACUGCCCAGGCGCCAGAAUGGAACUUUGCUGGCGAUUGUGCUCUCCUGGCUCUAAUGAAGCGCAUCUCCCAGAACCUGCACGAACGAGGGGAACGGACCACUCGGAAUCUGAGAGAGUUCGAAACUAGUGUCAAGGAAGCCGAUAUAGCGAUGAGCAAUGCUACCAACAGCCUGCGCUCUCUUCAGUUCGGGCAACAGUUUGUGGAGUAUCGGGUGCAGGAGAUUGACGAUGACGACUUUCAGAUGCCUGCGGAAAAGAAGAAGAAGCCUGAGCCUCUCCCAAAAAGUUCCGAGGAAAUGUCGAAAGAAUUUAUAGAAAACAAUCUGCGAAUGUUUCGCAAGAACUUUGAGCCGGUGACCAUUGACGUGCCCGAUUCGGACGACGACGAUGCGCCAGUUGAUUCUACAACAAUCUUUCGCGCCAAGAACCCGUACGAUGCCAUUCCCUUGCCCUACAUUAUUGGCUCUAGGGAAUGGCAGGAGCACAAGUAUGCUGGACUCUUUGAUAGCAAAGAGAACAGCGAUGAUGAAAAGUCUGAGGAAUUCUCCUCCAGCUCAUCGGAUGAGAGGGAGUCAGUGUCUAGUAAAACACCUACGCAAGGGAAAAAAUUCGUGCAGCCACAGCUAUCCGACUCUUCCUCCUUGGCCUCGGCGACCAUGGGGCCGGUAGUUGUGUCCCCACCUAAGCUUCAGAUUCCAGCUAAUGCAGCUCCUAUCUUAGCCCCUGCUGACCAGCCAAGGGAAGCUGUUGCCAAUAGGACACAGCCACGUCCAAUUAUAAGCAGUCAACGGAAUCCCCAUGAACGUGACUUGUUUGCUGCCCUUCGGCAAUCACCGCCAAGCGAUGAUCCGCCGUCUACUUCAUCCUCGCCCAGAUCGUCGCCUGCCAUUGGCCACAGGAAUACAGCUGCUCGCUUGCCAAUUGCAUCGGAGGCCUCUCUGAGCUCCAGCAACAGCAGCACAGUCCAUCACCCACCGCCAGGGCUAUUCGACGAAGCUGUGCCCCCACAAAUUCCCAAGAAAACUGAGGCUAAUCCCAGCCCAAUUAAGCGCAAGCCUGUAAAUCUCUUUAAUGAUGAUGAAUUCAACUCUUUAAUGUCUGAAAUCGUGGACAAGGUGCAGACCAAGUCGGGAAACAACCCAACAUCCGCUGGAACAUUGCAUCAACAAAACAAGUUGCCCGAAGUGGUUCAAGCAAUCAAACAGGACACUCCCAAGCAGAUCAAUGAGAUUGUAUCAACUCAGCCCAGACCCAAAACAGUUAAUCUCUUUGAUGACAGUCCACCGUUGAGUCCCAUUGCAACGCAGACUCCGCUUAAUGAUGCGACCAAUGAUCUGUCUAGGGCCAUCUUUAAUGACGGGCCGUCAUCUUUGAGUGCCACGCCGAUUGAAAAUCCUCCCAAAAAGUCUGCGAAACCGUUGCCAAAGUCUCUUUUUGAUGAUGAUCUGGAAGAUGACUUCCUAAGCUCCUUUUCCCCCAAACCAAAGCCACCAGAACAAAAACUUAAAUCCUCCCUAUUCGAUGACGAUGAUUUGGAUAUAGAUGAUAUAUUUGUCAAGCCAUCGAUGCAGCCGAACAAACUCUCAGAGAGAUUAGUUGGGAAAAACUCUCUGUUUGAUGAUGACGACCAGUAUGAUGUCACUGAUUUGUUUGGCUCAAAGAAGAAACCCAUUGGAGUCCAGGAGAACAAAAAAGAGGAAGAUCUGUUAGUUGAAAAGAAAACAGAAACGCCUAUGGCUCCAAAGAAAGAUCUUUUUGAUGACAUUCAGGAUGAGGAUCUAUUCGGAACGCCAAAGUCCAAGAACUUAUUUGCCAGUGGCGGGGAACCAUCGGAAGAGAGAGAAGUUGAAACCAAAACGGAGAAAUUGAAGGAACCUGUUGAGAUUGUUCAAGAAAAAGCCCAGCCAGCGCAGGAAAUUGAAGAGAAGAAGCAAGAAGUAUUAUCGGAGAACGGAUAUAUUCACCACAAACCCACAGCAUCCAUUGAGAUUAUUGAAGAGAAAUCGAACCCUCAGCAGGUUAGCAGGGUGCAAGUAGUUGCAUGCGAAACGGCUGACUUGUUUAACGAAGAUUUCAGCGAUGAUGAUUCAUUUAUGAGCACAGCAAAGACCAAGUCAGAAGAUGCUACUGCUGGUGCCAUGGAAAUUAGUAAAGAGAUUGAGCCACAAGAGUUGGACAAAGAAAUUAAGCCACUGAAACUGCCAGAGACAAUCCUGCCAACUCCGGAGCCACCGAACAAAACGCAAGAUGAAAGUCCCAACAAAGACAAAGUCGACGUCAUGGCGGAUCUAUUUGGCAGCCCGAAAAUCGGAGCACCUGUCUCAGAGACCCCUCCGCCGGAUGAUCUGGAUGACGAUGAAGACCCUAUCAUAACUAUGGUGGCUGAUAUCACAAAUAAAACAUCCAAAGUCUCUACGACGGAACCUGAAGCUGAUAUCGAUGCUUCCCAGCAAAUCAUGCAGAACUACACAAGUCUUUUCUCCGAGGAGCCUCCGGAUGACAGCGAGUUCUUCCAGACACUAGGCAGCAGCAGCCUCAGCAGCUUGAGUGCCUCGAAAAUGUUUGAGAACGAGCAGGACUUCUUUGAGCCGGCGCUGCCCAAGAUUCCCGUUGCAAACAAGAGCUCGGCAACGACCCCCGGCGACCAUGGGGCCAUUGGUUUGUUCAGCGAUGUGCCACCCGAUGACGAUGACGACUCUGCUGAGAGUCAGAAGCAUGCUGCAGCACAUCCCAUCGAUGUUCCUUCGCACACAACCCGGAUCCAUACGAUUUUCUAUGAUGACUUCAGUGAAACGGCUAGAGCAGGAGCCGUAGAGCAGAGCAAUCCCACUUCCAUCGUAGAGGAGGAGCAUCAAGAAGAACCAUCCGAUGAAGUAGACCGCAGCAAGGUACAAGAAGCAUCUAACUUGUCUGCUCCCACAUCUCCCGUGAAGAAACUGAAGAUGCCCAAUAUCAACAUCAAUGUUCAGGCUUUGCUCCCUGGCACCGGAGGAGGCCUGCCCAAGUUCCCAAAGAAGCAGGAGCCUGCGUCUCCUACACAAGAAGCAGAGGUAUUAACAUCAGGUGCUAAACCAUCGAGUGCCACCUCACCCAGGCCCAAUGAGGACUUCACACCCAGCGGCGGGGAUAAUGGCCUUCAACACGUGAACAAAACACGGGCUCGAGGACCGGCUCGAAGGCGACCAUCGACCAGGCAGGGCAGGAAGGAGAACUACGCCAAGAGUGUGCUGGCAGAUGGGCAGCAGCCAACGGCUGAGGUAGCUCCACAAUCUACAGCAACAGCUCCAAAAAAGACACCGACUCUGGCCAAACUGGUACGAUCUUUUUUGGACAGUGAUGAUGAAGAUGAGGACCUUUUUGCUCCUGCUAAGACUGUGUCGGCUGCGAUACAAACCGUUUCAUCAGCGGAAAGCCAGGUGAUUCCUGCCACUAAGACUAUGGGAGCUCCUAAAGCUAAGGUACUGACUGCUCGUCUGCCCAGUGAGCCGCCAGAGGAUCACAUACAGCCCAAAGCACAUACGCUGGCGGUGAGACCAGCCAAGUUGUUCGAUGAGAGCGAUGACGAUGAUGAUUUGUUUGCCAGUGCAUCAGUGUCCGCCCCACUGCCCUCUGUCCAGGCCAAGGUGCCCUCCAAACCGCCAGCAGCUUCUCUGUUUAGCAGCGACGAGGAUGAGGACUUCAAGUUGCCGGCGAAGAUUGCUCCUAAGAAAAAGAUCGUGCCUGCCCAGUCGAGCAAGAGCAAUACCCUCUUUAGCGACGAUGAAGACGACGAUGAUCUAUUCGGAGGAGCUGCGACGAGCAAGCAGGCCAAGCCUCAGCCUCUGCCCCACAAUGCGAGUAAGCCCGCUCCUAGCAGAACCCGCACUGCAACAACCAUUCCAGCCAGCUCUGGCGACAAUCCCCUGGCCGAUCUGUUGGGCUUUAAGUGAAACAUGAUUGCUUUUAAUUACAAAUAUGUACAGUUUUCGAUCUGUCUGUGAAUGGUUGGGACUGCCGAUCAGUUCGAGUAAUCGAGUAUUGUUAUUCGUAUUCGUUUUCGUAUUCCUAGCUACAAUAUUAAACGAUGAAUGUUCGCUGUC
Molecule: messenger RNA, 4139 nt
Organism: Drosophila persimilis
Lineage: Eukaryota; Metazoa; Arthropoda; Insecta; Diptera; Drosophilidae
Gene: FAM21
Product: WASH complex subunit 2
Exons: 4
Coding region: 30-3989 (1319 amino acids)
Source: RefSeq, a predicted model, not a curated record